Molecule: messenger RNA, 2753 nt
Organism: Anthonomus grandis grandis
Lineage: Eukaryota; Metazoa; Arthropoda; Insecta; Coleoptera; Curculionidae
Exons: 3
Coding region: 326-2566 (746 amino acids)
Source: RefSeq, a predicted model, not a curated record
AUCAUUAUAUAUCCGUUUUCACAAGAAGCUGGUUUGGCGUAAAGCGAUUUAACAUGACUUAUACCUCUUUACCCUAAUCACAGAACAACCCACGUUAUUUUGUGCCGUACGAAUAUGUCACUAUUAUUUUUGUUUACAUAUUUUUAAUGACGCAUGGCGUGUUGAAUGCUUAGCAAAAUAAUCGACAUAAUUUGGUUUUAAACAAGUUUAGAAACCUUUGGUUGCUUAAAUAAGUUCUAGAACCCUGCCAGAACGGGCAAAGAAGACUAUAGAACGUCCUGUUUGGGUUAAAGUGCAUAGUUUUGUCAUUAGUUUAAGUGAGGUUAUGGCUUCAAAAAGAACAAAAUUAAUGAUUGAUAUGUGCAAAGAAAAUGGAUUUGAUAAUCUUUGUGCCGUUGAGGAUGGUAAGCAGACUUGGCAAGAGAUUUGUUGUACAAGCACCAAUGUCAUAGACCAGAUACCAUCUACUUCACAGGAUGUUUUAACAGAGAUGUCAGAGCAAUCUAAUAAGAAGGAAUUCGUUACUUUGCAUAAUGUUCCUUUAUCUACAACACCGUAUUUUGAGGAUGAUGUGUCAUCUAUACACGAGGUUCUGCCAUCACCAGGUAACGAACAAUUAGGUGAUGAUCCUGGCGAUUGUGACGACAGCGAUAAGGAUAAAGACUACGCCCCAGAGUCAGAAAGUUCAGAUUCUGAUAUGGUUAAUCUACAGCAACUUGCAGAUAAAAUAAAAAAGAAAAACAACAAUUCGGCGGGUCAAGUGGAAAAUGUUAUUAAAGAAAAUAGGCGAGGUCGGAAAACAGUAAAGGAAGAAACCAGGGAGAAAAGAAAGUUAAGAAAAACAAACAGAAAUUUGGGUAGGGAAUAUACUACCAGCAAGGGGAAACUUAUCAGAAAAAGAGAGAGAAGACCUUUAUGCUCUUGUAGGAAUGGAUGUUGUAGUAAAGUAGAUGAUGUUCAGUUGGACAUGCUUUUUGAUUAUUUCUGGUCAAUUGGCGACUUUGACGAGAGGGUUGCCUAUACCGCAAGUCUUAUUACGAAACAAAGAAAGAAAACAGCAAUAACGUCAGAAAGGAAGAAAAAGCGAGACUGUGUUAACGUUUUUCAUUUGAAAGUUAAUGGCGAGUUGAUUCAAGUUUGUAAAGGGUGCUUUGAAAAAACCUUCGAUAUUUCUAAUAAAUUUAUAACGACUGUAUUAUUAAAAAUGAACUCAACAGGAAUAUGUGAAAAAGAUAAAAGAGGUCGUAAAGAGCCUCCAAACAAAAUAAGUGAAAACAGUUUGCAGCUAGUAAAAGAUCACAUAGCUUCCAUUCCAACCUACGAAAGCCAUUAUUGUAGGAGGAAUUCCGAAAAACGAUUUUUACCUUCAUUUUACACGUUGAUACGUCUUUAUGAAGAAUAUAAAAUUUGGGUCCCGCCAAAUAAUAAGCCCGUAAGUCGUAAGAUUUAUGAACAUGUUUUUCACGAAAUGGGCAUUAAAAUAAAAAAGUUCCAGAAAGACACAUGCGCUACGUGUGAAAAAUUGAACAUUUUGAUUCGCAAUGAGAAAAACAGUGAAACCUUGAGUAGGUUAAAAACUGAACUGCAGUCACAUCUAGAUGAAGCUCAGGCGGCUUUUGAUUCGAAAAGACAAGACAAAGGCCUUGCAAAACAGGAUGAGACUAAACUUGUAUACGUGUUUGAUCUUCAACAGUGCCUACCAACCCCAGAUCUAACUGCCUCUGUUGCCUUUUAUAAAAGAAAACUGUGGACCUACAACCUGACCAUGCACGAAUGUAAAAAAAAACAAGCGAUCUGUUGCAUGUGGUACGAGACCAUUUCUGGACGGGGUGCAAAUCAGGUAGCGUCUUGCGUAUUUCGAGAACUUUUAUCUUUGCCUCCUGAAAUAAAGCAUGUUACACUUUAUUCUGACACUUGCGGAGGUCAGAAUAAAAAUUCCCAUAUUGUAGCAAUGUUUCUAGUUCUUAUGCAGCUGACUCAUCUGGAAAGUGUGGAUCAUAAAUUUUUGGUUCCCGGUCACACUCAUAUGGAGUGUGACUCCGAUCAUUCUGUCAUUGAGAGAAAGAAAAAGAAGUAUGAAUAUCCAAUAAAUCAUCCGCGUGAUUGGUUUCAACUAGUGCGGUUAUGUCGACAGGCAAAUAAUAAGUUCCAAGUUAUUGAGAUGAACAGGGAACAUUUCUAUAGUUUCUCAGACCUGCUCAAGAAAGUAUUUCAAGUAAAGAAAAAGGAUGAGGAAGGAAACCAUUUUGUUUGGAAAAAUGUGAAAUGGCUAAGAUUUGAAAAAAAGAAAUGGACAUUUUAUUAUAAAACUUCUUUGAGUUACAUAGCUCCCUUUCAUGAAAUGGACUUUUCAAGACGUGGACAAACUAAGGAGAUACCAGUCUCAGCAAUCCCUAAGUGUCAAUUUCCAAACCCCAUUACAGAGGAGAAAAAGAAAAACCUUAUAGAUCUAUUGCCCUAUAUAGACAACGUGUUCCACGAAUUCUACAAAGGCCUUCCCACCCAGAAGGAUCUUCAUGAAAUUUUGCCUGAUAUAGAAGAAAUUGACGAAGAUAAUAUAGAGUAAAGAGAAACAUCUUAUGUUUUUUUGUGUAAAGAGGUAUAAUUAAUUUUUUUUUUCUGCGAAAUGGAUAUUUUUUUCUUUGUAAUGUUAUCCGAACAUUAACCCUAUUAAAAUAAAUAGCUCUGGAAAAAAAAUCAUUUUUGUAUUAUUUAUUUUAAGGAAGUUAUCCCAAAAAUUGAACCGGACAAUA